ACGGAUAAUUAUACAAUAAUGAAUUCUAUAAAUUGUUUGUACUUUUGGGAAUUUUUCGUGGUUUUUGAAUAAUUGGUCAAAUUCGAACUUGAUGGAACACAUCGCGAAUACACUUCGCAUCAUUCACGAUGGUAGCGACGUCUAAUCUCACGCGCGGACACUGCAUCGAGUUGGACGUAUUGGACCCACUGGCAUCGCUGCGCGAUCAAUUCCAUCUUCCCAACGACGAUGUCAUCUACCUCGACGGAAAUUCGUUGGGCGUGCUGCCACGGACCACGGCAACUCGAUUGCAUCAAGUCGUGACACAGGAAUGGGGUCAAGGACUCAUCCAGAGCUGGAACACGGCGGAUUGGAUUGGACUUCCACGUCGCGUUGGCGACAAGAUUGGUACCAUUCUCCUCGGCGCCGGUCCUGGCGAGUGUCUCGUGACAGACUCGUUGUCUAUCAAUGUGUACAAGGUGCUCACGUCGGCCGUGGACCUUGCACGGGAGACAGACCCAUUACGCACCGUUGUGCUCACUGACCGCGACAACUUUCCUUCAGAUAUCUACAUCGCUCAAUCCGUCGUGUCCUCUCGUCAAGGGAUUUCAGUUCGGCUCAUCAACCCCGACGACCUUCUGUCCUCGUCGCUAUUGACAACUUCCGUCGCCGCACUGCUGCUCACACCCGUGGACUAUCGCACCGGUCGACUUCUAGACAUGUCCGCCAUCACCGCCGCCGCGCACGCUUCCGGUGUCCUCGUCAUAUGGGACCUCGCACACAGCGCCGGGGCACAUCCCAUCGACGUCCACGCUUUGGAAGCCGACUUUGUUGUCGGAUGCGGCUACAAAUUCCUGAACGGAGGGCCCGGGGCACCGGCGUUUGUGUGGGUUCAUCCACGGAUCGUACACCGGUGUACGCAACCGUUAUCCGGAUGGCUCGGUCACCAAAACCCGUUUGCAUUUGUACCCGAAUACGAGCCGGCCGAUGGCAUUCAGCGAUUCGCCUCGGGCACGCCGUCGAUCUUGGCCCUGACGGCGCUGGAGUGCGGCGUGGAUGUGCUCGCGGCGGCUACGCCUAUGGGAGGCAUGGCAGCACUUCGGGAAAAGUCACUGCAACUCUCGUCGCUCUUCCUCGAUUUGGUAGACUUGUGGAUAAAGGGAGACAAGGAAUUGGAGGAGGUCUCGGUGGUGACCCCUCGGGAGCCUCAACGCCGAGGGUCCCAAGUGAGCCUGCGCCAUCCCACCCACGCCUACGCGAUCGUCCAAGCAUUGAUCGCGCGAGGUGUGAUCGGGGACUUCCGCGCGCCAGACAUCAUGCGCUUUGGAUUCACGCCGUUGUACACGCGGUUUGUGGACGUGUUCGAUGCGGCGGCCGCCCUCAACGACGUGUUGCGCACCGAAGCAUUCAAAGAUCCACAGUUUCAAUCCCGUCGCAACGUGGUUACGUAGCUUUGCAUGAGAUAUGUACUCGAGAUUACUAAAACCAAGUAGUACUACUACUAGUAGUAUAACAAUCAUAUAGUAUUAUCCGGACGAGAAAAAAU
Aphanomyces astaci is the source of this 1525-nucleotide messenger RNA. RefSeq names its product kynureninase. Gene Ontology annotation, cellular component: cytoplasm. Bases 129 to 1430 code for a protein of 433 amino acids. Lineage: Eukaryota; Oomycota; Saprolegniomycetes; Saprolegniales; Verrucalvaceae. Gene Ontology annotation, molecular function: pyridoxal phosphate binding; kynureninase activity. The record is from RefSeq and is a predicted model, not a curated record. The transcript has a single exon. Gene Ontology annotation, biological process: NAD+ biosynthetic process.